AUGAAUAUUCACAACUCUUGGAACGAAUUGUUUUCGACUUUCUUCUUCACGGAUCAUGACUUCCUCAGUCGCUUUCAUUGCAUUACGGUGGCAAACAUCGAUACAAUCCUUCCAGAAAAUUUGUGGCCAUUACUCGAGCCAAAGCUUAUUUGGUCAAGUGUCGAUAGAGAUAAUUGGAGGGAUUGUGAAUUCUUCUGCUCCUUUUCCAAUGCGUCUCUCGAUAUGGAUCAAACCUGCCAAUCCCAACCAGCUUUUGACCCGUAUGGGGACUGCAAGAGUGACGGAAUGCCUUGUGCUCUGUAUGUGAGGAGGUCAAAGGAGUUGAUGCCGAUGACCCAUGAAAGGCAUAUAUGUACGUUCGGCUAUUCUGGUGCAUUCGUUCACUUGCGAUGCCGGAACAGCCGAUUCAAUGUGAACGCAUGUAACCCACGCCGUGCAGACGCGGUCAUAGAUCACGAUGAUCCUGAUGACAUGUAUCGACGGCAAGUUUCUGCUAUAGGGAAGACUCGAUCUGCCUCCUAUCCCGAUGAGGUUGUACACACAAGAGACUCGGCCACGGAUGAAGACCCUAGGCCCAAGCGGAAGAAGAUUGUAGAGCCAGCUUCCAUCGCGAGCGACGAUCAGCCAGGCUCGAACCCAGAGCUUCUGUCCACAGCCAAGGCAGGCGUGUUGGAGCAAGGCAAGACACUAGGGAAGACUGCUGCAGUUGAGCAGAGACUGUGCGAAAGCGAGACAUCGUUCUCUAACUGUGAGCUGUUGAGACUGAUCCAGACAAACAAAGCACAGCUUCGUCCUGCGGUAACAUACGAGCAGCAUCUCGAAGGUUAUAAAAUGCUCAGAUAUGUCAACGUAACUCCAGCUGAGGUCUGGGCUAUUGUAGCCGAAGCUGACACUAUGGGCGAUGCAUCGACGCAGGCGCUGGUGUCGAGUCGCGGUCCUGGACUUGUCAAUGCAACCAUGAUUUGUAUAUUUACCAACUCACCAUCUCCACCGCAUCUACGAUAUACAUUCGUUCAGUUCAAGUAUAGUUGCGCAUCAUCGCAGUGCGCCCUUCGGAAAAUUGUGGGCCCCCAGCCAUCUCAUUGGUUGCCGACGCGUUUCAGGCUCCGCAUCACGAACCCCAAGCCCAACUUAACGCUCUCGGAUACAUCACUCAACAGCACGAACGCUCCCCUUACUCUUUUCCAAACCAACAGCGAUCCGCAUUGCGAACAUCACUCGCAAUUGCAUAAGCAACACCGACAAGAUACCGGUAUGCGCAAGAAGUCGGCGUACUUUCGGAAGCAGAUGGCGGAGGAAGAUAGAGAGAUCGCAAAGCGUCUCGCUGAAGAGAAAGAGGCGGAAGCAGAGCGUGCAGAGGAAGCGCGAAUUUCGAGGAUGCCAGGAUCCUGGACAGACGAGGACACAACCACGCCCAAGCAAACGGUCUACUUUCCGAACACUCCAGAGGCGCCGGAGAAGAGCGACGCCGUCGGACGCAAAGCAUGGAUUAGAAAGUUAGUUGCCAAAGAAGCUGAGAGACUCAAGCGCCAGCAUGCCUCGAAUAUCAUCACGCCGAGUCGAAAGCCGGGCUUGGAGAACAGUAUGCCACUGAAGGAGGGCAGCGUUCGAGUCAUUCCUGAUGGUCGACAUGAGGCUGUGAAGAAAGACCAACGCAUCCGCAAAGAGACCUUGACGCCUCGAAUUCCAAAGAAGCAUCUCGAUACCUCGCGCAUUGCUAAGGCGGGUAGUGUUCGGCCCCGGAACGCAAUUCAUGAGAAGGACAAGGCGAUCAGCGCAAAGCUCCAGUACGCAUACAGCCAAUAUGACGACCGCGUGCGCCAGUUCGAGCAAGCGUCUGGCUGGGAAUAUGACACAGCGGUCGAGAGCGGCGCCACUGAAUAUUUGCACUCGGCCAGCAGCGCGUAUGAUCGACUGCUCAAAGACAUCAAGCGUUGGACCGACGAGGUCCAUAAGCAUGAUGCAGAGCUCGACGCUCACAGGGCGAAGUAUCUCGAGCCAGCUCCACAGAGUCGAUCACUCCAAGACGGCAAGACACCAAGCCAUUGGAAGGGCAAGGCCAGCAAGAUUGAGCAUCUAGAACGCUUUCGCGCAUUUCGAAAAGCAGCUCCACAACAAGGUCUGCUCGUCGCACCAGAGAAGACAGAUACCUCCGAGUCUGAAGAUCCUCCAGCGCCGAGAUGUGCACGCGCGACCGGCGAUAGCAAGUAUAAGGAUCAGUCCAUGCCCACCUCCCCCAAUGAGGUUGAGAAUCUUGCUUCGCAGCACGUGUCGCCCCUGGAGCAACCACAUGCCGAGGCCAUUCAGUAUAUCGAGCCGACACCAGCGGAGCCAGCGCAGGUGGAGAAUGCAUUGCCACAGUCUGAGCAGUCGCACAUCACCUCCCCAGAGCCGGUCGUCCAUGCGCUCAACGGUGGGAAGAAGUCUACAGUACCAGCAGCAACCCCAUCCCAACCAUUGCCAUAUAAUGGCGAGCGUCGGUGGACGCAUCACAAGUGUAAUAUGAAGCAUUGCAGAGCUCGUUCUCCCUUCAUCAAGAACGACCCACAUGCCGGCAUUCACGAUGAUCGUCCUCAAGUACUUGGCAAGCGCCGCUCAAUUGGCGAUAUCCUCAGCGUUGAGGAGUAUGGUAUGGAGACACGUAGAGUCCGGCAGAAGCGCAAACAAUUCGGCAUUGCUCUCGUGCAUGUACUGGGCGCGGGAUACCUUGAUGACUAUAGACCAACCGUUGUAAAGGCUCUCAAUGACGAAGAAAUCGCGAGCAUUGCUUAUGUGCCGGCCGCAGCGAAUCCUCUUCUGGCGCCGGUGUCUGCGGUCAACAGCAUCCAAGUCCAGGAGAAGUCUGACUACGAAGAAGCCAUGGAGCUCUACGACAGAGGCUUGCAUUUCGGGGCAGGCGGCCUAGAAGGCAAAGAUGACGAUGCCACGAACGGGCAAGAAGCCAAAGAUGUUGAGGAUGACGGAGGUCUCGAAGAAGACGAGCAAGUCCACGGAUAUGUCGAGCAGUUCAUCAUCGACCCAGUCUCCCAUAACGGCGUCUACUUCAUUCAUCGUCACUCCGUUCAAGGCGAAAUGAUCAGAAUCGAUGUUCCUCGCGAAAUCUGGCUGCGGCAGAAUGACCACCAUGAGGAGAACCUGGACCGAGCCCACAUAUCUAUCCUGACACAGCUAUGCGAGAUCGCUGACCGUGACAGAAAAAUGGACCCGAGUGUGGCUGGCCAGCGGGCGGAUAGCAAUCUGGAUAUGAUUCUUCGAGCGGCCGCUAAAUUCGCGAAUUCUUACUCUUGGCUCGAUCGCUGGACCUCACGUCUGCGAGUGCGCGAACUUUUGGACGAGCUGAACAAAUCCUCGACCGCAGUUGAUGGCGACGGCGACCAGACAAUGCAGGAUUUCGAUGAUGAUUCAGAUGGUCCUGCAGCACACGCGUUAAAAACGUUCAGAGCAAUGCUUGCAGAGACUGAGAUCAAGGCUAGAGCGCCAGCAUCAGCAGCGCCAGCAGCAGCGCCAGCAUCAGCAGGACAGGCGCCCAGAGUGAGAAUCACUGCAGAAGAGCUGGAAAUUGCCCCUACCGAGAUUCUGCAGGAGGAACGUCCAGCGCCCCAACCUCAGACAUUAGUUGAUGGUGCAGAGGAGGCGCUUGAGGACACAAUGAGCAACGCCGGUGGUGCAAAUGGUCUUCCGGUGCAUGUUCCUACCGGGCCAAAGAACGACCGUAGCAAGGGCAGAGACCGAGGUGGUGAUAAGGGCAUGGCAGGCGCAACCCCAUCUGGACGCGAGCCAGGCACGGCUAGAAGAGAAAGCAAUGUCCACACUGCUGCCAGCGCCACGACAGGUGGAAGUCGAGAUACCGCGAUGUUUGAAGCCUCGACUGGUGUUCCUGUUGGAGCUCCAACUGGCCCCUCAGCUGAUCGUCGUCCGAUGAUUUUCGGCCACGACCGGUCUGAAGGCUCUGGAGGAUCUGGUGCUGGGCGGAUCGAUGGCGGCGCUCCAACGAACGACCAAGACCGACGUGCCAACUCGAAGGGAAAGGGCAAAACCCGUAUGCAGCCAGAGAAUGGGGAUCAGAACAUUGCCAUGCGAGAUGCUCCAGACGAGCGCCCGAGGCAGCCUCGAAAGGAGGCGAAGCCAGCUACUACCCUGCCUACACUUGACGGCUCUUGGAAGCUUCGUCCGCGUAGAAGCUCUCUGACCUACGGGGAGGUGGAUCAGGACAUGCUCGAUGCUGAGCGAGCUCUCAAUCUGGGGCCUCGUAAUUUCUCUGGCGUUGAACAGACUCCAGCAGAGCCACAAGAGAUGGACAUCGAUAAUCCUGACAGCAGUGCGAAUGUACCAGACGAUUCUCGCGGCAGCUCAAAUGAACCGCCACCUACUGCUCCUCGAGGCCCUCGUAAGCAGCAGCAGAAGAACGGCCCUAAGCCUCGGCCAUUGAAGAUGCCGCUUCGUCCAGAUAAUCCAGAUACUCCAUCGGGUCCGCCUAGGUUGAGAAAUUCGGAUGCUGAUGGUCGCCCAAAGAGCAUGCCUCCUCGUCGGAAUGAACAUGCUGGAGGCCGAUUCGGUAACGGAGAUCAAAGUGCUGGACGAGGACGAACGCAGACUCGCGAUGAGCAGGCCACGAGACAGGGUGGAAUACAGGAGGAUGGGCGAGCGCAAGUCGCUUCCAACCGUAAAUUCAGACCCCAACAUAGAUAUUCCGGCCAGCAGCAACAAGAGCGGCCACAUCGUCCAGUAAAUGACCAUGCAGGAGACCACCAACAUCAGCCCAACAGGAAUGCUACACACCGUCCGCAGGGCAGCACCAAUGCCCACAACAACCAUCAACAACCGUCUCACGGACGCAAUGGAGAUUCUGCUCGCCAGACCCAGGGAAACGUGGACCCAUAUGCCCAAGCGCGGAUGCAGAAUAAACAGAAUCGCAACAAGCAGAACCGUCUAAGAAGCAACGCGACGAGCGGCAGUCGUUCACACAUCGAAGAUACCUCGAAGUCUAAGUUGAACUACAACUUCAAGGGCGCGGCAGCUCGAAAGAAUAGGCCGAAUCCGCACGCAGAAUUAGACGGCUCAAAUGACGCGGACUUUGGCGCAAGAGUUCGCGCUCGGUAUGGCUACCAAGUGAUCCACCACGACCUUGCACGGCCUUAUGGCUCAAAGCUCGUUUUCGACAAAUCGAACAGCUUUGCAUGGACCAGCUUAACAUGUUCGAUGCCAACGCUCUUCGGUCGAGAUAUGUAUGGCAAGUGGCGCCACCUUGAAUCCACAAGGCUAGGCUUACCCAAUAUCAUGCACUUUCUUGCGUGUUAUUCAGCACUGCUGAUGCGUUCGGCACCGACGGAGAGCGGCAUAAUCUAUUCUAGUGUCUCGCGUGGGGGACGGUUUCCUGGGGUUGAUCUUGGUCUUGCGCAAAAUCUCGGACCGUGGCAUGUGAACGAUGUGAUGCCCGCCCGCAUUAUUGAUGAGGGAUACGAAGCAUUGAAUUGGCCAGCGCGACCUGCGCAGGCAGAUGUGAGGAAAGAUGAUGUAAUCCUCCCUUCUCCGAGAUUGCGAUCAAGUGCUCUGGACGGCUCAAUUAAUCGACCUGUGAGAACAGAUGCUGCCUCUCCGCUUCAAGCUUGCUCUUGUGUGGGUAUUAAUGGCCUGUUCUCGACUCCUCAAGCACUUCUCCAUAGACCAAGACGUCUGGUCGGAAAGGCUGAGGCUCAAAUGGAGUUCACCGGAUUGCCAUAUCUCUUCAUGACAAACCUUGAUCAAGGAUGGCAAGUUGGGAAAGCGCAGCUACCCACCAUAACGGCAAAUGCAGGCCUCGAAGCUGGUUGCUGUCCAGGCUCCAUAGCUUCCCGCUUCCAGCUCGGCCGCUCAGCCGAUAGCCCUCACGACCCAUGA
Molecule: messenger RNA, 5877 nt
Organism: Pseudocercospora fijiensis CIRAD86
Lineage: Eukaryota; Fungi; Ascomycota; Dothideomycetes; Mycosphaerellales; Mycosphaerellaceae
Exons: 21
Coding region: 1-5877 (1958 amino acids)
Source: RefSeq, a predicted model, not a curated record